AUGCCUCUCGUGGUUGAAGUUCUCUGUGGGCGCCACUUCUUUGUGGAGCAGCCUUGCUGUUUUACGAAGUUCACCUAUGGUGGCCAGGAGUACAGUACGGAUGCAGACAAUGGAGCAACAAGUCCGCAGUGGCAGAAGACAAAGUUCCAGCUGCCAUAUGCGGGCAAGGCCGUGGAAAUCAACUUCCUGGUCAUGAACCGCAAAGGACGUGGGGAGAGCAUGCAAAUUGCCUCGGUCAUGGUGCAGUGGGCAAGCUUUCUGCCUGGAUUGCGCAAAGUCGAGGAUUACAUCGUGAAGGCGGAGGUGGAUGGCGUCAAAGACACUGCUGCCAUUCGAGUCGCGGCCACAUUGAUUCCUGAAGGCAUCACGGGAGACCCUCAGCGAGACAAACCCAAUCGGAAGGCCCUGUUAAUUGGGAUAAGCUAUCUCAACACAGCAAUGAGCUUGCCAUAUUGCCAAGAAGAUGCCGAGAAGAUGAGGUGGCUGCUUUGUGAGAAGUGGGGCGGCUUUUCGGCUUCCCCAGACAACCUGAAGGUCCUGAUGGAUGGCAAAGACAACCCGGAGGAGCGGCCGACGAAGGCCAACAUCCGCGCUGCCAUCAGUUGGCUUGUGCAUGAAGCAGUUGCAGGGGACAGCCUCCUCUUUUUUUACAGCGGCCAUGGUACCCAGACACCGAAUAUGACCGACCGAGAGAAGGAUGGCUUUGACGAGGCCCUGGUCCCAUGCGACGUUGAUGAAAAUGGGAUUCUGCUUGAUGAUGAGAUUCACGAGCUGCUGGUGCAGCCACUGCCUGCAGGCGUGAGGCUGACCUGUUUCUUGGAUUGCUGCCACAGCGGAACUGGGCUCGACCUGGCGUACCGCUGGAGUCCGUAUGUGGAGGCCAAUGGCAAAGGUGAGUGGCAGUUGGACGGGGGUGGAUACUACAGUGAAGCAGAUGUGAUAUGCAUCUCGGGCUGCGCUGAUGACCAAACCGCUGUGGGAAAUUCUGCGCUGGCACGAGGAAGUGAACAGUUCCCCUUGGGCAUGCCGACAGGGAUGUGUUCCGCUGCCUUUUGGGUCGCAGUGGAGGUACAUGAGACCCAGUGCAAGAUGAACUGGACUGAGAUGUUGAACAUCAUGAAGGAUGUGCUCAAGGACUUCAACAUGAGGCAGCAACCCCAACUCUCGAGCUCUCAGAAGUUCGACCUGACCCGACAGUUCGACUUUCAUGACUGUAUCCCCAACAGCAACGAGCACAAGGGCCCGGUCUCCUGCGAAGGCGACGUGCGCAGCCGCGGCGAGGCGAUGUUUUCGGCCUUGAACUUCCUGAAGGAUGAGAGAUUCAUGUCGAGUGGGCCAAUGCAGAUGAUGCUGCAAGCGGGCGCAAUCCGGCUUCCACCGUGA
This is a messenger RNA of Symbiodinium natans, 1383 nucleotides long. The record is from the annotation of a GenBank genome assembly. Lineage: Eukaryota; Dinophyceae; Suessiales; Symbiodiniaceae.